This is a messenger RNA of Trichoderma harzianum CBS 226.95, 304 nucleotides long. RefSeq lists its product as hypothetical. The annotation marks the transcript as partial. The transcript has a single exon. The record is from RefSeq and is a predicted model, not a curated record. NCBI's taxonomy places the organism in Eukaryota, Fungi, Ascomycota, Sordariomycetes, Hypocreales, Hypocreaceae.
GCUCUCAUGGUAGUAGUAAAAGUCCAUCUCCCAUUCCUUUUUUUCAUCUGUUUAAACGAUGCCUGUCCUAAUGUCCCGCUAAAGCUCAUUUUCCCCAUCCAUUGUCUGCGACAUCCGGGCUUUGCUGCUGGGGCUCUAUAUCCCACGAUCCAAGACGUUCACAUCUUGUCCGUCCAGCAAUUUCAACGUUUCCCCUGCCCCCCCAUUUCCCUCUCCCGCUGUACGCCGAUGCAUAGAAGGCGACAAAGGAGACACUCAUGUUAAGACACAAGGUCGACAUCCGAUACCAUCGACCUGAUAAUCC